ACCAAAGACAAAAAGAGGAUUGAAUUAAAAGAGAACAUGGAGAAACUGGUCAAUAAACGACUCCUGGAGGAUGAUGAUGUUUUUGGUAAGAAAACUAUACCAAUUAAAAGGGCCAAUACGUUACGCUGUUCAGCCUCAUGAGGAAUCUGAUGUAGAUAAUAAUAAGGAAGUGGAGGAAAUGGAUUCCAACUCAUCAGAAAGUAGAAACAGUUAUGGUAGUUCAACUGAUAAUUCUGAUGAUGGAGAAAUUGAGAAAGAAAAGUUGAUAAGACAACUAUCUGCCAAGCUUGAUAUUACAAUGUUACGGAAACUGGCUAAUAAGGAUGCUACUGAAACCACUUCUAGCAAGGCCAGUAGUUUACUUGCCCAAUUAAGUAGUUCAUCACAUGACUACUUAGAUGCAGAGAAUUCAUUCGGUAAUGGUUCUCAUGAUUCAUCUAACCCUUCCCGAAGCAAUGGUCAAGAAGUCAAAUCUAAUAAACCUGAGAAUCUUGGCAAUGUCAAUAACGGACCCAACAAUCUUCCAGACCCAUCUAUUGUGGAUCAGCAGCCCAUUAAUGCAUUUCAUGAGGAUAUGUCUAUUAAUACGUGUAAUGUAAAUCCACCCAUUAAUGAUGAUAAUAAACAAAAUGUAGGAAAUGAUCAGAUCCAAAUUUAUACCAUCACUAAUCCAGAACGAGUAAGUAAAAUCAAUUCGAUUGUCCCAAGAUACAAGAGCUGAGCAACUUUUGAAUAUAAAAUUUACUGACCCAUAUUGCCACUCCUACAUCUUUGAUAAAAAUUUUGUAAGGAAUUCAGGAGUUUCUAUAAUCUAGUGUAAGAGAAUGGAAACUUUUUUCAAAUGUCACAGCUACUGAAUUUUGAGAAAGUUACUAAUGUUGUGUUGGCAUUUUACAGAAAUAUUUUAAGAAGGAAAACUAACUAUAUUGUUAAUCCUUGCAGGG
This is a messenger RNA of Temnothorax curvispinosus, 944 nucleotides long. RefSeq lists its product as uncharacterized. Lineage: Eukaryota; Metazoa; Arthropoda; Insecta; Hymenoptera; Formicidae. Bases 71 to 721 code for a protein of 216 amino acids. The record is from RefSeq and is a predicted model, not a curated record. The transcript is spliced from 5 exons.